Seriola aureovittata is the source of this 2466-nucleotide messenger RNA. It is a transcript of the gene anxa11b, whose product is annotated as annexin A11b. The transcript is spliced from 15 exons. Gene Ontology annotation, biological process: phagocytosis; cytokinetic process. Bases 226 to 1725 code for a protein of 499 amino acids. Gene Ontology annotation, molecular function: calcium ion binding; calcium-dependent phospholipid binding. Gene Ontology annotation, cellular component: cytoplasm. The record is from RefSeq and is a predicted model, not a curated record. Lineage: Eukaryota; Metazoa; Chordata; Actinopteri; Carangiformes; Carangidae.
AGCAGCUGUUGAGCUGUUUAGCGGGGUCUCGACAACAACAAGCGCAAGACUUUCCUUAUUUUAAACACUUAUACUAAUACUGGUCGCUACUUUUAUCUUUUUUAACUAUCUAUCCAACAUGCUCUCCUCUCUUCCGCUGUGUUCAGACUGGAUGCUAAAUGCUAAUCAGUAACUUCGCCUGAGAGUAUUAUGUAACAUUAACGGACGACGGGGUGGGUUCUUAAGAUGAGCUACCCAGGAUACCCUCCUCAGUCUGGUGGAUACCCACCACAGGCAGGGGGCUACCCACCUCAACCAGGAGCAUAUCCACCCCAAGCAGGCGGCUACCCACCAGCAGCAGGCGGCUACCCCCCGGCAGCAGGAGGCUACCCUCCGGCAGCAGGAGGCUACCCCCCACAGGCAGGUGGAUACCCACCCCAAGCUGGCGGUUACCCUCCAGCAGCGGGCGGUUACCCUCCAGCAGCGGGGGGCUACCCUCCCCAGGCAGGUGGCUACCCUGCCCCAGCUGGAGGCUUCCCUCCACAGGCAGGAGGAGGAUACCCACAACAGCCUGGAGCAGGAGGUUAUCCUUCCAUGCCUCCGUCAGGUGGAGGCUGGGGUGCAGCACCAGGCGGAUAUGGCGCGCCAGGAGGAGCUCAGCAGGGAUACCCAGGAGGCCCUGCCCCAGGCCAACCCAUGCCAAAUUACCCUGGUGCCCCUGCAGCUAACCCCUCAAUGCCUGGAUAUGGAAGUGGAGUUCCCUCCAACCAUCAGGCACCUGCCAUUUCUAAAGGGUUCAGGGGCUCUAUUAAAGACUUUCCAGGGGCCGAUCCACUGAGAGAUGUUGAAGUUCUUCGAAAGGCUAUGAAGGGUUUCGGCACUGAUGAAAGCGCCAUUAUUGAACUUCUGGGAAGUCGUUCCAGCAGGCAGAGGGUUCCAAUGGUGGCCGCCUACAAAACCACUUACGGAAAGGAUUUAUUCCAUGAUCUGAAGUCUGAGCUCACUGGAAACUUUGAGAAACUGGUUCUUGCCAUGCUAAUGACCCCUGCGCACUAUGACGCAGCUGAACUCAGAGAGGCUAUAAAGGGUGCAGGAACUGAUGAAGCUUGUCUGAUUGAGAUUCUUUCAUCACGCUCCAACGCAGAGAUUCGUGAAAUCACCACAAUCUACAAAGCUCAGUAUGGGAAGAGCCUGGAGGACGCCAUCAGCAACGACACCUCCGGCCACUUCCGCCGACUCCUGGUCUCUCUCUGUCAGGGAAAUCGUGAUGAAAGGGAGACUGUUGACAUCUCUCUGGCCAAACAGGACGCUCAGAAACUGUAUGCUGCUGGAGAAAAUAAAGUUGGAACUGAUGAGUCUCAGUUUAAUGCCAUCCUGUGUGCUCGCAGCAAGCCUCACCUUCGGGCAGUCUUCCAGGAGUACCAGCAGAUGUGUGGGAGAGACAUUGAGAAGAGCAUCUGCAGGGAAAUGUCUGGCCAUGUGGAGGAUGGCAUGGUGGCUGUGGUGAAAUGCAUCAAGAACACCCCUGUCUACUUUGCAGAGAGGCUCCACAAGUCCAUGAAGGGCGCUGGGACCAUGGACAGAACCCUGAUCCGUAUCAUGGUGUCCCGCUCUGAGACUGAUAUGUUGGACAUCAGACAGGAGUAUUUGAAGAAGUACGGAAAAUCUCUGUACACUCACAUCUCGGGCGACACCUCUGGGGAUUACAAGAAGCUGCUGCUGAAGCUGUGCGGGGGUAGCGACUGAAAAGAGAAGACAACUUCUCCUAAGGGCAAUGUAUAUGUCCACACUGAAACAAUGUUGUAGAACCUUAUAUCACCUCUGAUGCAUGCCGUUAAUGUUAGUUUUCCUAUAACAACAGUAAAUCAAUGUUAGUUUUGUAUUCUCUCUGAUGACAUGAUAGUUUUGUUUUGCUACUGUAUGAUUGCCAAAUAGUAAAAAUAUAUAUACAUAUUAAUAUGAAGAUUUUUAAAGACACAGUAGAUAGCUUUAUCUUUAUUAGAUUAGAGGUGGAGGCCUAUAGCCAAAAGUGGGUGCCUGAAAAUUCAAUUUUUAAUUUAAAAAACAAAGUAUGUUAUAGAGCAGUCCAACAAACUGCUAAUUGUAAAGUCUGAUUCUUUCUGAAUUUAGAUGAAUAGAGUUUCACAAAAAAAAACUAAAACUGCAGAACAAGGAGACUGACUCAUUUAUCUAUAAAGUACACAUACAAGGAAUCAUUCAACACAGUACUUUAUAAAAUGUGUUAUUUUAGUGUUACUGUGGCAGAGUUUACCUCACUGCCAAGCAUUUCAACUAUGUUAAAAAAAAAAGCUGUGCGAGACUGUUAAGCAAGUUUAAGCAAUUUCAAUAUAACUGGAUCUUAUACAGCAUAGAUAUGAUCAUUUUAUGCUUGUUUAUCUGGUGUCAAUUAAAUUCCAGGUAAUUUUUCAAUGUAAAAAAAAAAAAAAAUAAAUAAAGAUCUGCUAAGGGGCAUUUCCUCCAUCUCCA